GAGUGUUUUCCUAAUCAGUCUCAAACAAGUAACGCACCCUUCAACAUGCCCUCUCCGCCCACUCCGCAGCCAUCUCAUCUAUCCAAUUCCCGCCCUGACCGUCGCGCUGCCAACCCCCCGCCCCGACGCCCCACACCUCGCGCCGCCCCGACGUCCUCUGCUCCGGCCAACGAACCUGUAGCAAGCGCUACCGGCUCAGGAUGGGCCGCCACACGAACAGUCUUGGCAAGGGGACGAACACCUAUUCCAGAACAUGUGAAGAGCAGAAGCCUCUGGCAGUCCUAUUUGUCUUUAUCGGGUAAUGCAAGGAUAGCAUUUGGGUUAGCACUGGGCGCCGUUGGUAUUGCGGGAAUUUUAUGGGAUCGACAGGUGGCGGAAGACGAACCAAAAGGAGAACUGGAACAAAAGCCACUGAUAAAUGUCAGAAUGGUGGACCGUCCUGGAAAAUAGGAAACCAGUCUUGAUCUUCAUUAUACCCAGCAUUAAUAUGCAGCAUAUACCCUACAAUCUCUACAUUAUCUCUACCAAAACGAAUCAAUCAGGCAAGCAUGCAUGAGACAAGAUACUUUUUAAUUAGUAAAAAUA
Molecule: messenger RNA, 585 nt
Organism: Cryptococcus deneoformans JEC21
Lineage: Eukaryota; Fungi; Basidiomycota; Tremellomycetes; Tremellales; Cryptococcaceae
Exons: 2
Coding region: 46-450 (134 amino acids)
Source: RefSeq, a predicted model, not a curated record